CGUAAUCGUGAGGAUACGAUGGACGCGGGACAUGGACUGGCAGGCGACAUCCGCCAAGCAGUGGCAAACGAGCAGUUCGAUCUCGGAGGCUUUACAGAACCAAGAACCCAUGAUCUGAUCGUGGCAGCGUUCGGCACUCCCUUGACCGCCCCCACGGAGAUGAUUCGCUUCACGUUCAUCGUGGGAGGUGGAAAACUCGUCCGAGCGCGGUACUCGGAGCAGUUGCCCAAGUGGAUGACCGCUGCGCUUCGAGAAGUGGGAUUCGUGGAAGAUCGAUCGGCAGCCUGCACGUUGGAUUGCCAAGGCACGUACAAGCAGCAAAAGGACACGGGGGCCAAUUUGCUCACGAUCCAGGUGUUUCCUCGCUUGACGCUGGCCGUGGGCACUGGCGGUGAAGACUUGGAGGACAAACCAGCGACGGUGGACGUGGAUUCCCCCGAGUAUUUGUGCAUUUCCAGCGACUUGGAGACGUUUCAGCGCAUGAUCGUGCCGGCCAAAGCGCGGUCAUGGGUGCAGAAGAAGCGCUUUCUCAAGGCACUUCAAGGAAGCAUGACGGCGUUCCAGCACUUGGAGGAGAAGCUCAUGCGCGGGGAAGCGCUUAUGCCCGUGGAGCAGCUCAUGUACGACGGCAACAUUGGGCUCGAAGUGAACACGGAAAAGUGCGUUUGGCUGCAGGGCGAGAUCAAGCGGAUGGUGGACGAAGGUCACUUGACCAAAGCGGAAAAGGACGAGGUUAUUGCCACGUUGCAGCAAAACUUGGAGCACAUUGCCGAGGACGUGGACGCGUCGUCGGGCAAGAAGAAGGACAAAUUACUGGAGAAGCAAGCCACGAUCCAAGCAAGACUGGCGCUGGUCGAGUCGCAUAAGGCGAACGUGGUGUACCGGCUACGGAAGAGCGCCGAGAUCGUCAAGUUGCGCGUCGAGUUGCUCGGGGUGCUCGCGCUGCAGGAGAAGGAGCGCAGCUUGAGCCUGACGUCAGAAGACAUGCGGAAAUUAGAAGGGCGGCAUGCGCUGGAGAGUGCCAUCGCCGACUUGGAGGAGCAGAGUCGCGAGUGGUUUGACGACGCCUUUGAGGCCAAGUGCGCGUUGGACCAGAAGGACGCGGACGCAUUGUACAAGAAGAAGAAGGCCAAGUCUAGUAGUGGAGGAAAAAGUACUAGCGGGUCGUCUAGUAGUACUAGCUGGGCCACUGUGGGCAAGAAGAAGCCCGUGUCCAAAGCUGCCAAACCCAGCACGGCCAAAGGCUCGGGCUUUGCAGCCGCGUUUGGAAACGAUUCAGACAGCGACUAACAAUCCGCGGGCCAAUGAGAUUUUAGACAUAACCCACUCCAAACCUGUACAUUUUCAGACAAAAUUAAGCGUAAUUUACGCACGCUAAAGUGUACCGAUAGUAGAGUUCUGG
Molecule: messenger RNA, 1402 nt
Organism: Aphanomyces astaci
Lineage: Eukaryota; Oomycota; Saprolegniomycetes; Saprolegniales; Verrucalvaceae
Exons: 2
Coding region: 19-1290 (423 amino acids)
Source: RefSeq, a predicted model, not a curated record